CCUUCCUCCCGAUUUUCCCGCUAAUUUCACGGCUGCCUUCUCCCUUCUGUCUCGUACGAACCGCUCCACGUCCCAGGAGACAGGGUCAGAUCUUUGGUUGCCUCCGAAUUAUGGUGAUGGGGUUUGAACUUUGGCAAGGAAGACCAAUUGACGGAGCCCUCGGAUGCCAAAUUCCUGUGCAGGUUGACAAACACAGUGCAAUUGCAUCAGAGAUGGUUCAAAAGGAUUUAGAUGACAAAGAAAGGAAGCCAUGUCCAAAUGCUGCUUCUCGUCGAAAUCCCUUGAUUACUAGUCAUGACUGCCAUUCAAAGAUUGACUGGUGUCAAACAGCAAGUUCUUUUAUUGAGCAGGAGAGAAUUCUGUGCCAUGAGCUAGAGAGCAUGGUUACCUUGUCUUCAAGGAGCGAGGCUAAGAGUAUUGAACCUGUUGCUGAUGACAACAUUGUUGAAAUUAAUCCUUUGAGAAUCUCUCCUCCAAAUGCAAGAGAUUCUGGUAGGCUUCUUAAAGUUACUGCAUAAUUAUAUGCAUUUGAAGAUGUGGUAUCUUAUGUGACUUCUGAUACUGAAUAACAGCUGUCCUGAAUGAUGUUACGUCAACGAAUUGUUUUCACCGCCUGCACACGGAUGAUGAUAGUGACUUGGGUUAUGAACAAUUGGAAGCAUACCCUGAAGUUACUAGUGAGGCUUCAACUGAGGCAGCAACAUAUGUGAAGGUUUUCAUGGCUUCUGGUUCUGAUGCUAAUCAAACAAAUGCUGGAACUUUUGAGGCUCCCUUGACUACUAACAUACCAAAUAGCCAUUCAUUUCGUGCCACAUCAGAAGAUUCACUACCUGCUGCAAUGCGAAGGAUGCACAUCACAACUCCUGUUGAGGUUCCCUUGACUGUUAACAUACCAAAUAGCCAUUCAUUUCAUGCUACAUCAGAAGAUUCACUACCUGCUGCAAUGCUAAGGAUGAACAUCACCACUCCUGUUUCUGUACAGAAGCAACCGAUGCCUAUAGUGACUGUUUUGGAAGGUAUGGAUGGUAGUGGAUCUCAAAUUGGCAACAAUCAAGGAUCUAAAAUUGGCAAAAAUAAAUCCAAAAGGAAAAGAAAACCAAGGUCUGAGGGGGAUGAUGUGCAUUUGAAGGCUGCUGUUCAGAAAUUUGGUGAGGGUAAUUGGGGAUAUAUAGUAAAAGGCGAGUCCAUGAUGGGGGAUAGAACUGCUGCACAAUUAUCUCAGAGAUGGAGCAUUAUCACUCGUAAGAAGAGCAACACCAACUUGAAACUGGUAACCAAGGCCAAUGGCUCCCUACUAUCCGAGGUACAGCGGGCAGCUCUUCAUGCAAUUAACAUGGCUCUAGAUCCUUCUCCGAGGAACACAUUUGUGAAUAACAGCAUAGGUGUUGGGCAAGCUUUUGGUAGUGCCACUGCAGUGCGUCGUCUCAGCUUGAGGAGAAGUUUGGUUGAACCAAACCAGGUCCCGACUCAAAAGCACAACCUUGUUGGACGCGGCAACAAGAUGAGCUCCUGCGGAUCAGAAGCUGCUGGGAAAGCUAAAGUACAGCUAGGUGGCAGCCAUGGAGAGCAAGUGAAGAAAGAUGAUGAAACAGACCCCGGACACAAAAAACCGAGACUGAAUGGUGAAAUGCUAAUUUCUCAGAACCCUUGUCAUCUUGUAUAGAAAAAGGAGAGCGAUUUGGAUGGCAAGGUAGAUCCCUCAAGAAACUAGCCUAAAGAGAGUCGAAAAGAAGAUGAAAGUAACAACACUGGUUCCUGUUCUUCUUCCAUUGAAGAUGAGAAGAAGCAACAUUUUGCACGGGAGAGUAGAGGGAAUGAUGAAAGCAGAAGACUGAACAAUCAGAGCAGCAGUAGCAACAAAAUGUGCCAACGAUGGCAAUUAGAGGAUGGAUCAGUGAAAAGCUGGAGAAAGUGGGAAAUUCAGAAGAGAGGUUGUUAUUUAUGUAUUAAUUUAUUUUUGUGAAAGCAUAAGAGGGUUCUGUCGAAAAUGUACAGGAGGACUAGGACGGGUUUGAUCAUUGAUGUACUUAUUAUCUUAUCUUUUUUAUAUAUAUAAACUAGGUACACUUUUUUACUUUUUACCAAAGUUACUAUUUUAAUUUUUGUUUA
Messenger RNA from Linum tenue, 2109 nucleotides. The record is from the annotation of a GenBank genome assembly. NCBI's taxonomy places the organism in Eukaryota, Viridiplantae, Streptophyta, Magnoliopsida, Malpighiales, Linaceae.